AUUAUAAUUUUUUGCAUUUAAAUUUAUUUAUUUUUUAUUCUGUUUUCAACUAUAUGUGAGGCAGAAAGACCCCGUCAAAGUGCGGGAUAACUGUCCCCGGAACGAAGAUUUCACACUCCUUGUUUCAGCCCUACAGAUCAAGGAGACGCACUCGUGCCCGCCGUUACCUUGGUAACAACAUUACGUGAAGUCCCGAGAGCGCUUCACUGAUAACAUGGACAUCCAGGAAAUAAAUGUUGCCUCCUGUCGUUCACGUGAUGCUCACAGUUGUGUAGAGAACAUCGUAGAAAUGACGGAUGCAGAGGAGGAAGUAUUGGUUAUUUCCAGUUCCACGGAUGCUGCAUUUGAUUCAGUUAUUGGCUGCAUAGAGGACAUCAUCAUGGAGGAGGAGUUUCAGCAGCUUCAGCAAACCUUCAUGGAGAAAUAUUACCAGGAGUUUGACGACUCCGAUGAGAACAAACUCAGCUACACACCCAUCUUUAAAGAAUAUGUGGACCUGCUGGAGAAACAUCUGGAGCGCCAGCUAGUGGAGAGGAUUCCUGGUUUCCAUAUGAACACCUUCAUCGAGUUGCUCAUGCGGCACAAAGAGGAGACUGACGGCGACAUCUUCGACAUGUUGCUGACGUUCACAGACUUCAUGGCCUUCAAGGAGAUGUUUCUGGAAUACAGAGCAGAAAAAGAAGGUCGAGGUCUGGACGAUAACGGGCUACUGGUCACACCCCUGAAUUCCGCAGACUUUAAACACAAUAAACCCCAGUGACGUUUUCAAAAUCAAAAAGUCGAAACACGUGACUUGCCUCCUUCCACCUGGUGUAAGAAUGUACCCAUCUUCAAACGUCAUAAAGGUGUUAGCUUGUGGUGAGUGUCUUUUGUCAUUUUUAUCUCUGGCAGACAGCGAGACCUCAGGAAGGUUUUUCUCUUUUGCCUUUUUCUUGUUUAUUUUUUUUUCUUUUCCAAACCACUGCACUGGACGAACAUUUAAUAAAUAUGCACCUUUUUAAAAAGUGAGCUAUGGUUUGCAGUUUGAAGUCUUAACUUUACAGUUACUCAUUAAAGACAAUUUAAUUUUUUUUAAAUAUACUAUAAAUUUAUCUAGAUAGUCUUAGACCAAAUGUAAUUUUCAUCAGUACUAUUU
Molecule: messenger RNA, 1135 nt
Organism: Cynoglossus semilaevis (tongue sole)
Lineage: Eukaryota; Metazoa; Chordata; Actinopteri; Pleuronectiformes; Cynoglossidae
Gene: arl2bp
Product: ADP-ribosylation factor-like 2 binding protein
Exons: 7
Coding region: 215-760 (181 amino acids)
Biological process (GO): maintenance of protein location in nucleus; positive regulation of tyrosine phosphorylation of STAT protein
Cellular component (GO): mitochondrial intermembrane space
Source: RefSeq, a predicted model, not a curated record